Protomyces lactucae-debilis is the source of this 890-nucleotide messenger RNA. RefSeq names its product ribosomal protein S10 domain-containing protein. NCBI's taxonomy places the organism in Eukaryota, Fungi, Ascomycota, Taphrinomycetes, Taphrinales, Protomycetaceae. Gene Ontology annotation, molecular function: structural constituent of ribosome. Gene Ontology annotation, biological process: translation. The transcript has a single exon. Gene Ontology annotation, cellular component: small ribosomal subunit; mitochondrion; ribosome. The record is from RefSeq and is a predicted model, not a curated record. Bases 205 to 852 code for a protein of 215 amino acids.
AUCUGUGCGCCCGAGUUGUCGAUGACAUUGAGUGUCGCCUUGAGUCCAAUCAUAUCUAGCAAGCAGAUCACUCGCCUGGCUGUUUCUGUAAGAGCCUGCUGGGUCUAGUCGACACAAGCGCAAGAGGCCUUUUGCUUUGUAGAGUGUCGCCGCUGUCUCGAGUCGUUUUCCUGCAACAACCUGACAGGACACCAAGAGCUACAGAUGCUACGGACAGGCGCGGCAAGGUUAGCUGCUAGCAGGCCCUCUCAGAUAGGGAAGCGGACACUCGCCUCUGCAAUCGAGGCGCGCGAGGGUGCGAAAGCACAGGAGAGCGAGGCAGCAUUGCCUGACCGCGUCAUGGCAGCCUACUUGGAGCCAUCACGCGUGCCUACAGAUGGCAAUAUUCCUGCCUGUCAGCUACAUCUACGCUCCUACGAUGUCUCUUCCCUCACCUUCUUCAGCGACUUUGCAAUGCGUGCUGCCUUCCACCUUGGCAUGCCAGCAAAAGGCCCAGUGCCCAUGCCAAAGAAGACGGAGCGCUGGACCGUUCCUCGAGGUCCAUUUGUGCACAAGAAGACACAAGAGAACUUUGAGCGCAUCACAUACAAGCGCAUGAUUAGCAUCAAGGAUACACACCCCGAUGUGGUGGAGAAAUGGCUCGGGUAUCUGCAUGCCAAUGUCUUUCCCGGCGUCGGUCUCAAGGCGCACCUUUACAGCUUUGAGGAGGUGGGAGCUGGAGCCCAGGCGAGUAAGCGACGCGUCAACGAGGCGAUAGAGCGUGGUCAUGGCGAAGAGUCGCAUGAAGCGCAAAAUCCAGCAGCACAAGAAGCAGAGAAGUUGCUCAAGCAGGCAGCAUUCAAGGAGCAGUAGCAGUAGCAAGAGCAUAGCAUAAUAUACGUGAGCGCUGU